UUAGUCCCUUGUGUGGCAGCUGUAGUUGUUUCUAUGAGGCUUCAUGAGUUUAACUGGUUUUAUUGGUUUGAGCCCAUUACUGGACCUCCUUCUGGUCCAACGGAACCGGACCAGCUGACAGAACCGGAGGAUCAGUAGUUUAUUAUGGAACAGAACCGAUCAGACCUUGGGAUGAAACUUGCCCGAACCUGUUCCAGAACGGUGCCGCUGCCGGUUAUUUUCAUCCUUGCGGUUCGAACCGGGCCAGACGGUUACGUAAGCCUCGUGGUUCUAGACCCAGAUCUCGGUGUCCAGAACUGCUGGCAGCGCUGCGGCUCAUCCCAUUAGCGGGUUAUUUUCGGAGCGUCGCUGAUUCUCCAGAACCUAAGCGGGUUACACACAGAGCUGUGACUUCUGCUCUGCGGUCACGGCAGCCCGGUUCUGCCGCUCUCUGGGUCCGCGGUACCGGAGCUGCUGCCAUGGGGAACCAUGGCUCCAACCUGGACGACAUCCUGGCCGAGGACAUGCACCACUGGUACAACAAGUUCAUGAAGGAGUCUCCGUCCGGACUCAUCACGCUGUUCGAGCUCAAAGCCAUCCUCAACCUGAAGGGCAUCACGGAGUACGCCAACAGCUACGUGGAGCAGGUCUUCUUCACCUUCGACAUGGACGGGGACGGCUACAUUGACUUUGUGGAGUACAUCGCGGCCAUCAGCCUGCUGCUGAAGGGAGAGAUCAACCAGAAGCUGAAGUGGUACUUCAAGCUGUUCGAUCAGGACGGGAACGGGAAGAUCGAUAAGGACGAGCUGGAGACCAUCUUCACGGCCAUCCAGGACAUCACCCGGAACAGGGACAUCGACCCGGAGGAGAUUGUGACACUCAUCUAUGAGAAGAUUGACGUGAAGGGUGAAGGUGAGCUGACACUGGAGGAGUUCAUCGACGGAGCCAAGGACCACCCAGACAUCAUGGCUUUGCUGCGGAACCUAAUGGACCUGACGCCGGUUCUGGAGAUCAUCGUCAAAGGCCGCCAGCCCGCUGUUGAGAACUGACCAAUCGCUGCGGCCACUCCAAAUCGACCAAUCACACGCCAGACUCUGGGAGGACUCCUAAAAUCAACCCAUCCACACCAAUCAAACCCACAGAACUUUAAAUGGAGCCCAGCAGCCGUCCAGUUCUGACCCGACUCAGGAAUAUGACUGGGUUUUCGGAAGCUGCUGCUGCGGAUCGGACUUUCCGCCAUGAUGGAUUUCAUAUGGCCGGAUGUUUUUACCUUUCACAAAAACAUUUCUACACUCAUCUCUGAAGAGUAUAUUUAGUAAAAGAAAAAUUAUCGUAAAAUAUUUUCAACAUUCCAGAUGUUCAAUAUCUGAAGGUCCAAAAUUAAAGAUGUUUUUACAAUAUUUCUUAAAUAAUUAAAACAUUUAUCAACAACCACAAAUCAAAUAUAUAAAUCUGCUUUAAAGAAAAAACCCCAUUAAUUCUACAAUCAUAAAUAUUAGGUCAAACCAUUUCCAUGUUUAGAAACUGAUCAGAGGAUAAAUUCUUUUCAGAGUCCGAUUUAUCUUGCGUAGCGUCAGAAGUUUAUUGGCCGGUCUGGAAUCAGUUUGUCAGCUCACCAACAGAAGCUAACUGCUGCGGCUGUCGCACACCUGAUUAACGUUUCCCAUUCAAGGUCACAAACAUGAAGUGAUGUUUCUGAACAAAACGUCAAGUUCACUUUAACUCACGGAUAAUCGUGAAUUAUGACGGCUCAUUUUAAAGGCUAACGAGUUGCUAGCAAACAGCAUCAUCUGACUGUUUCAGAUUUGGUAUGUGAAUGUUGGCGACUGGGAGGUGAGCAGAAGGAAGUUCAGACUAAAACUGGAGCCUCAGCAGAGUCACUAGUGAAUGGUGCAUCAAGCAGGUGUUAAAGUCAAGGCCCGAGGGCCACAUCUGGCUCACCAUAGCUUUUUCUGAGGGACACGUGAACAGAACCUUCCGGAUAUUCAGGAUAACAGUUGUUAGCUUAAAUAGUCUCAUUUAAUCAAAGCAGUUUUAUCAGUUUACUGCCAGAUACUCUAGUGUUUUUUUAAUCUGCUGUCGUAGAAACUCCUGUCUAAUCAACAGAUUCCCAAAUGUGUUCAUGCUAAUGCAGAGUUAUGAGUUUACUGCAAAUUUUCCACAAGAACAGUUAAAACAUUACAUUUAAGUGAUGGUAACUCCCACCUUUAGGUGGCAGUGUUUCAUACUGCUACAACUCUGCUGCCUCAGCCUGACUUGAUGCUAUAAUUCAUGAUCGAUACAGCGAGAAACAAAGGGUCACAUUUACUGUCAAACAUGAGCACAAAUAUGGCUUAAUCUCUAAAUUAUUCUUUCUAAAUUAAUUUUGAUUGCAAAAAAAAAAAAUCAUGAAAUUCUGGUGGAACUGAUCAAUGUCAGAACAGGGGACAAUAUUUCAUUUUAAGAACUUAUGGAUUGUAGACCGUUAUUUAUUAAUAUCAGUUUUUAGUGGGUUUCACAUAUUCAGGUUAUACAUCCAUGAUAUUUAUGCGACUCAGAGUGAAACUGAGUCCGACUCCCUGAUGCAGAGCAACACGUCUGUCCAGGUCAGAUGAUCCACCUCCUUUGCUUCUGCUGCUCCUCCUUAAAGCUCUAAAUAUUAAACAUGUCACCAAAAAACACCCAGAGUCUAAUUCAAACAUUUAAAGACACGGGAUAUCCUGAUACCUGCUGCUCUGAACCAGUACAUGGAGUUCAGAGCAGAACCGGGUCAGAGCAGAACCGUGAUAUCAGAGUAAAACAGCGUAUUGUCCUGCUGUAGACAGAAAAAAAAAGUAAAUUUGCACCAAAGAAAU
This is a messenger RNA of Xiphophorus couchianus (Monterrey platyfish), 2813 nucleotides long. It is a transcript of the gene guca1d, whose product is annotated as guanylate cyclase activator 1d. The transcript is spliced from 4 exons. Gene Ontology annotation, molecular function: calcium ion binding; calcium sensitive guanylate cyclase activator activity. Lineage: Eukaryota; Metazoa; Chordata; Actinopteri; Cyprinodontiformes; Poeciliidae. The coding region runs from base 459 to 1028 and encodes 189 amino acids. The record is from RefSeq and is a predicted model, not a curated record.